GAGAGUCUUCAUUAUUGGCAACGUCUGCCUAAUUUAUAUAUCUACGUAACAUGAUUGAAUUUCCCUUCGUUUCAAUGUAGGGAAAUGCAUCUCGGACUCAAUGGCGAAAUGGAAGGAGCUUGGAGAGGUGCCAGAUUCGGACGACGAAAGUGGUUUCGAUAGCAGUCAAGAACUUGAACAUGAAUCUGAACAUGACCUCCCACUUCAGCAAAGUGGUGUUAAUAUUUCAGAUGAACCUGUCGUGGAGGGUCCAGCACUUGAGGAUCAGAAUGUUUGGGAUAUACCCUUAUCAUCUCAAGUCUCUAAAAAUGAGCAUAACGUAACCCGCAGUUCACCUCGACCACAAUCACCACAAUUACCACAAGCGCCCUCCGAGCUAGCAACGAUUCAUUAUCCCGAUUCAUCCCCUCUUUCAUCGCUGCCACCCCUUGAGCCUAGAGGUGACCCCGAGGACUCAACCAAAACCGCCGAGACUAGCAAAGUCGAGUUAAAUGGGCCUCGAGUAUCGGACGUAAUUUCUCCUAGUUUGCCUAAACAAUUCGUCAAUGCAAUCUUCGAGGUAGAUGUCCCGGAGGAGGGCGAAGAGGAUUCGAUACAGGAAGCAGUUCGGUCCGGACGAUCCUUGAGACCGCGGAAGCCAAUCCAAGAGCAUCCUUACUUGCUAGAGAGUGCACAAUAUAGCAAGACUCUCAAAUCACAUGGCGUGCGACCCUUGCGUAUGCAAAUCGAGGAGGCGGCGAGAAGAAGAAGGGAAGAGGAGGAUUCCCAAGAACAAGAUUAUGAGGACGAAAGCCAAUCUACUGUCAGAGAGCUGGCUCAGGAGGAUUCGGGGGACAGUCAAACAGUACAACAUCCUGAUUUACUCGGUAUAUCUGAUCUACCUGAUCUACCUGAGGAUGCCGAUAUGGAAGGGUUGUCAAUCAGAAGUCCAUCUCCACUCCCUGGACGCAGAGGUGCUGAGCCCAACAUUUUUCUAGGGAGUUCGCAGGAUGACGAACUUCCGGAUCCGGCUGACACGGCCAAAUGGAAGCUAGGAAAGAGACCAACCAUGGUCGCUAAGAGACAGGCUUCACCUAAGGCCUCUGGGAAACGAAAGCUGCCGAAGCUGCACCAGCCUGUCAGGUUCGCGGGAGUCGUUUCGCCACGAGGGCAGGCUGAUAGUGUAUUUAAUGUUCCACCAUCACCGCCGCAAACGAGCCCAAGUUUCAUGACCCGCACGUCGGUCACUAAUACAGAACGCUCUCGACCUGUCACAACACUUACACCGAACCAAAGCAGUACGAUAUCAUCAAGGAACCAAAGCCCUGCACUAGUAAACGAGAGCAAUGGUUUGAUUGACCUCAUCAUGAUAGAAGACGGCGACGAGCUUGAUAGCGGGCAAGAUGCGGAAUCUAGCGAUUCCGAGAGCGACACUGAAGUGGCACGAGUCGCAAUGAGGAGAAAGAUGCGUGGCGUAUUACCUGCUUCUUGGCUCCGACUUGAUCAGCCAGGUACGCGCCGGAAAAGCCCCCAGGACAUUCCGCAACGGAGCCCCGAACACUCACCGGAACGGACUCAGAGAAAAGGUGUAGCUCAACGCCGACAGGUCUCGCCUCGACCUGGUGCUGAUGCGGCGCUGUUUCUUGAUUCGGAUGAUGAUGACGAUGUAACUUUACGAGCUGAAGAUCUUCACGAGUUUAAUAAUAACAAUAAUAAUAUCCCUAUCUUUGAAGAUGAUGCUGGCUCUGUUAUCGAAGAUGACUCGAUCGACUAUAUGCUCUCUGGGAAUAAAAGGGCCCGCACGGAUACCGAUGGAUUAGAACGACCUAAAAAACGGAGAAAAAAUCAGCAAACAACAUUUAAAGGGUAUCUAGGCCAGCAAAAGCGGCAACAGAGGAUCACUGGGCUGCUGAGUAGGACAAAAAGUACGACGACUCGACCGAAUGCCAAGAGACGUGAUACGGAGAAUAAUUCAGGUGGAAGACGUCACACAAAAGGACUUAGUAGAGCAGUAGCUAGUUCUACGCCGCCGCCCCAGCUCAGUAUCCUGGAUGUUGUCGAACCGAAUGCGCCCCCUUUUAUUCGCAUAGCUGCUCGAACAGCGAACAGAAGGUCCGACAAGGGUAGAUCAAGCCCGUCGAAGAAACAUAUUGCACUGGGGACGCGCGAGGAUAAUAUUGAUGCUACCAGCAUCCUGAGGGACUGGAAAAGGGGUCGUAUCAAGCCAAAGAUUACAACCAGCGCUUCGACUAGGUCUCAAAUCGAGUUACCGAAACCCCUUCGCUCUCUUUCUUAUAAUUCUGUUACCCAACCCCCAAAGGUCAUAUCCAAACCACGAAAUCGUGUUGUGCCCUCAGGCCGCUUUUCGCAACCGCGGCGAAUGGUUAAACAGGCGAGCAUUGACAAUUUUAUGACCGUCGAAACGGGAACAUCGUCUACACAUACUCAAUUGGACCAUGGAACCUCUUUACCGAAGCGUUCUCAACUUGGCCGAACCAACUCCCUCAACGCGGCUUCGAGGCCUGCGCAACUUGAAGCAGUUGGAGAACAGAUUGGGCGGCACGCUUUUGAUGCACGGAAGAGAGCUCUCGACGCACUAUAUAGAAAGUCACGUAGGGAACUGCCCACGCCAGCGCGUAUUGGGCUCGAACGACUUAUAGGUCGCAAUUUAUCCUCUGAAAGCUCUAAUAAGCAUACUGGAAAUUCGUCGUCUGGUGAUGGUCCCGAAAGACUUCAACCCGCAACAGGACGAAAGCGUUUAAAGUUCCGGAAACAUUUUCAACCUCAACACGUAGAUACUACUGCACCCCAAUAUGCACAUGCUAAUGAUCCUCUGCCUCGCGAAGUGACUCUGACAAGUCCUAUUGCCGAAGUGGUACACGCCUCGGAAUCCGCUGGCAAAUUAUUAGGACUUGGCCCAUUCGGCACACAUUACACCCAGCACUUCGAGAUAUUCCCGCUCGAGCUUGGUGUUUUCUUCCAUGAGAGUACAGUUCUUGGGAGUGGCCGACUGGUCAAGGCGCUGGAUGAAAAGUCCCGUGAUAGCUUUCAUCACCCAAGGGGCCGUGCUAUAUUCGUUCUCGGCGAGAAGACACUACGGUGGGGUCAGUGGGAUGCUCAAACUUCAUCAGAAUUAGGCAUUGUUUUGGACUGGAUAGUGGAAUAUCUCCACUCGGAGUCUCCUGACAUUAGUUGGGGUAUAACUCCGGUACAAGCUGCAGACUUUGUACUGGAAUAUUUUCAGGACCACAUAAGCUUCUCAGACGAAGAGAGCGAGAAACAUUUUGCGGGUCGAGCUUUGGAAACACUGCAAACCUUUGUGCAACGCUUAGAGAUUCUGCCGCUCCAAUCUCAAGAUCAGGCUCGGCCACUAAUAGAUGUGAUGAGCCGUGGUCUGGUUAUUUCAUUUCAAACCUUGCGGAUAUGCCAUAGUCUCAGCCAACUCUCAGAGACAUUUCAGCUUGAAGAUGUACUGGGCAAGAUGGCCAAAAGGGCAGCUCGUGAAUUACUUGCGAGAGAGCUGGCAGAUAUACGGAACUUGUACCAUGAUUUACAACGCAUACCCUUGCGUGAAAGAGGUAUUCGGAACGAGCAAUAUUCGGUGACCUGCUGGGUCAUACUCAUCCGAGUGCUCGAAGAGUCUCGUAUUCCGAGGUCCGGGUUCUGGGAUAUUGUCUCUUCUGUCAUCUCAAGUACGGAUCUGAACUCCGUCAACGAUGCGCACACUUUUGAGCGUAUCUGGUACGAUCUGUUCACUUUACUCCCUCUUGGUGAAUUUGACAGUUCUGGGGUCGUUGUUCCGGGUACCAGGCAUACUAUCCCCUUAGAGGGUUGGGUCUUGCCGCAAAAACUACUCAGACGGGUCUUCCAGCUAUAUGAGAGUAAUUCCCGACAAGCGCCUAGUUUCAAUGAUUAUUGUCGAGGUGUGGUUGGUCGUUGCCACUAUCUUGUGGAACAAUGGGGAUGGCGAAAGUCCAAUGGCAUAAUAGGGACAAUCUUUGAUUUCUUUGCUGCUCGAGGUCUCUCUCAUCUGAGGAAUGAGGAAGUAUACAAAUCACCGGAAUUCCUAGAGCAUCUAGCAGCAUCUCCGUCGCUUGCUAUCGUACCGGAAGAUCGAUGCUUUCAUAUUUUUCUGAAGCUUCUUGCACUGUCUAUCAAGCGGCUUGAAAAUCACGGCUUAACGAAAGAUGCUAGGAACAUGCUGGCAAGAGUUCUACCAAAUCACAAUCGGCAAUAUGAGAAGGAGAAAGACAUACAUGAGAGUGAAUUGGCUGCACUAAGAAAUCAUCAUGAUCUUCUUUGCACACUUUACUGGGCCGCGCCGCCAAGUUUACGGCCUUCUGUACAGACGAUUGAAAAACUGAUACUACCUGGUAGUUCUCACAAAGAAGCAUGCUUGAUCGGCUUACGAGCCUGGGGCCAACUAUCACGAUUCGUGAUCUCUUCGGAAGAGGACACUUACGGAUACAAACCGUUUGCUGAUUGGCAGAAAAAUAUUUUUCAACAUGCAAUAGAACAAUACUUGUCAGCCGAAUCGGAUAUUCAACAGCAACUUCUGAAUAUGUCCAAAGACGUUUCGAGAAAUAUAAGUCGAGAUAUGGUCAACGCAGUUGUGAGGCUGAACAGGAAAGGCGCAAUGGAUGUAAUACACUUCUCGAUGAAGGGAUUCUUGAGUGUCAUUCGGCUCGCCCCGACGCUUGGUGCCGUUUCUUUUGCGUUGAAUCAUUAUCAACUAGAACAGGUUUUUACCCGUUUUCCAUUCACGUCAGCAGACUUCGACUGGAGUAGCUUGCGGGUUGCUCUGGAUAUCGUUGAAUACUACGUUACUCGAGUCGAAGAGUUCUUCAGCCAGGGUUUGGUCUCAGCUGAUCACUCAUGGCAUGGAGAAGAUGCUAUUAUGCUUGUUGAACGUAAAAUAGCCACCCCUUUCGUCUCAAUGAUUCGUACUAUUAUUGGUAUGGAGUUUAAAGACCUUGGGCUUGGUCCUACGAGUGAUCGCUCUAUAUGCAUGGAACAGGCUGUAUUACUUUCUGGGCGGCUAGCAGCUCGGCUAACUCAUGCCCGACUUUUGCGUGUUUCCCAAUUUUUUACGUCCGGAAAGUACAGUUUAUUCCAGACUACGCCGAAGGCUAUUGAUUCCCCCUCAAGAAAAUAUCACACUCUCUUCCUGGCCAUGCUAAUUGAGCAGGACGUGGAUGAUUUUAAGGAUCUGGGCGGCUCGAUUCUAGACCUCUUCCUAAAGGAACUCGUGAAACCUUGGAAAUUUCUGGCCUACGAGAACCGCCUUGCUCUUGCAAUCAAACGCCAUGGCGAUCCAUAUUUGAAGGAUGCGGUCAUAGAAGGUGGAAAUAGCCCCGACUACAAUUCAAAUAGGGCAUUAUUUAGCCAUACCGUUGCCAUGAUGCGUAAGACGUUACGGUUUGUAGAAACAAACCAAAAACAGCAACUGCUAUCGCAGUUCUCGAAGGCCCUGAAGAGUACGAUGGAUCAGAUGAAGCUUGAUCUAAAGUCGAUCACGUUGGACUCGUCCGAGCACAUGGAUUAUAUCGAGUUUGUUCGGUCAAUCGUCACAGUGAUUAGAUCACAGGACCUCUGCCCUGUGGACUCAUAUUUCUACCAGAUCAGCCGGGAAUAUUCCCCUUCCAGCCAAGACCCUCGCCUGCAAAUAGCAGGCAUACUAUCGUGGGGUCUCAAGCUAGAAGAAGGAGAUAACAAGGCAACGCCCGGGCUCUUCUAUCUCCUGUUCCCUAACUUUAAGCUAGCACUCGCCAAUGGUAAACUCGGAAAUGAAAGAGCCAUCCUUCAACAGGGGAUGGGUAAUAUCCACGUCUCUUCCUUCGUACUGAGCAAGAUGCUCCCGGCAAUCAUAAAGACUGCAUUUCAAGUCCCUACAGGGUGGAUAAUACUAGACACCUAUGUUAGUGCAUUCGAAGCUCUACUUACAGCACCCUGUAUCUACAGAGAAAUGGGCAGGGAGGACAUGAGUGGACUUCUAGUCGUCUUGAAGAUCGUCUUAGCCAGCAUUGGAGAGCUCCGGACCCUUGAUGCUACCGCAUUACACGAUGAGUAUAUUUACACACUUAUUCAAACCAUACAUCUUCUCAAUUUGCUCUCGCCGUCAUUAACGGCAUAUCUGAUCAAUGAGCCAACUUCCGAGGUAGCAAUCGAUAUCACAGAAGCAGUUGAGACAUUUACAAAAUUUACACGAGAAGCUGGAAAUUACGUUUCCAACCUUCUCAAUAACAGGAGUUGCGGAACAUAUUUAGACAUACAGAGUCCAGUAACUAUGGAUUCAAAUAGAUUUUUUCAAGGUCUCCAAAGACAAGGGGUCGGUUUCUCAAUAGAACCUGAUGAACACAUUACAAGGUUCGCAAAUCACAUGGUACGAGAUAUCAAGGAGAAUUGGGUGUCGAACGGUUCGACUAUUAGUGUUAGGGGGCCAUCCAGAGCGCAGGGGCAUACAUCGACGCAGUCUGGACAGGGGACUCUGGUACCUAGGUGGGACUCGAGGAUGCUGAUGCAAGCUCUUAAUAAAGAGCUUCGGGAGUGGAAUUAUGCUAAUGAUUUGGCGGCGGCGACUUCAAGACUCGCUGGAUUGCCACUUGAUGAAUUUCUAUUCUAACUAGUAUAAAUGAAUCUAGCGUGACGUUAAGGGGAUAAUAACCUCGGACGUUAUAGAAAUGAAAUUAUUUGGAUUGUUAUAA
This is a messenger RNA of Daldinia decipiens, 6683 nucleotides long. Its product is annotated as Mus7/MMS22 family-domain-containing protein. Gene Ontology annotation, cellular component: Cul8-RING ubiquitin ligase complex; nucleus. The record is from RefSeq and is a predicted model, not a curated record. The transcript has 6 exons. Gene Ontology annotation, biological process: double-strand break repair via homologous recombination; replication fork processing. The coding region runs from base 101 to 6601 and encodes 2166 amino acids. NCBI's taxonomy places the organism in Eukaryota, Fungi, Ascomycota, Sordariomycetes, Xylariales, Hypoxylaceae.